AUGGUGGAGUUUGAGCAUUGGUCGCUCGCCUCGGCAUUGAUAGAGAGGUGGAGGUUUAAGUCCCACACAUUUCAUCUACCGUGCGGGGAGAUGAUCAUCAUCGUGCAGAACAUGGCAUAUCAGUUGGGACUCCGGAUUGAUAGUGAUCCUGUCAGUGGAUGCAUCGGUAGGUGGGAGCAGCACCACCAGGGACGGACCAUUGAGGAAUUGUGUAAGCAGAUAUUGGGUGUUGUUCCUAGCCCAAAGGACAGACAGUCACGGACUAAGUGGACUGUCAAGCUUACUUGGUUCCACAAUACAGUUUGUGAAGAGCUAGAGCAGGAUGCCACAGAGGAGUGGAUGAUGAGGUAUACGAGAGGAUAUAUCAUGCAGUUGAUCGGAGGUAUCCUCUUCCCUGAUGCAUCUGACUCUCGGGUGCAUAUCAGGUGGCUUCCCCUGCUGAAGAACCUUGAUGCAUGUGGCCGGUUGUCGUGGGGCUUUACUGUGCUGGCAUGGUGA
Arachis duranensis is the source of this 498-nucleotide messenger RNA. RefSeq names its product protein MAIN-LIKE 1-like. Gene Ontology annotation, biological process: meristem maintenance; meristem development. The transcript has a single exon. The coding region runs from base 1 to 498 and encodes 165 amino acids. The record is from RefSeq and is a predicted model, not a curated record. Lineage: Eukaryota; Viridiplantae; Streptophyta; Magnoliopsida; Fabales; Fabaceae.